Messenger RNA from Bradysia coprophila, 1536 nucleotides. Its product is annotated as serine/threonine-protein phosphatase PP2A 65 kDa regulatory subunit-like. Gene Ontology annotation, cellular component: cytosol; nucleus; protein phosphatase type 2A complex. Gene Ontology annotation, biological process: protein dephosphorylation. The record is from RefSeq and is a predicted model, not a curated record. Gene Ontology annotation, molecular function: protein phosphatase regulator activity. Lineage: Eukaryota; Metazoa; Arthropoda; Insecta; Diptera; Sciaridae.
AUUCAUGUAAACAAAGUUAUAAACAAACCAGGUCUCUAUUCUUAUCAUUUCAACUAAUAUCUGACUACUUUCUCCGAUACAAAAAUAAUGGCUCACUUGCGAUUCGGUUCCAUAAAAAAUCUAUCGACUAUUGCAUUGGAACUGGGAGAAGAAAGAGCCCGUACCGAGUUGAUUCCUCGUUUAACGAUAAUCACCUACGAUGAGGACGAAGAUUUACUGUCUUUGGCUGAACAAUUGGGAACAUUCACAGAUCUUAUUGGUGGACCUGAUUACGCUAUGUAUUUGAUUCCACCUUUGAUGAGUUUAGCCACUGUUGCAAAAUUUGUUGUACGGGACAAGGCCGUUGAAUCGCUUUGCAUUGUUGCCGCUCAACAUAGUGCGGCCGAUUUAGAGACCCAUUUGAUUCCAACUCUGCGGACCCUUGCCUCCGGAGACAGUUAUGCUUCACGAACCUCUGCGUGUGCUCUUUUUUCGGUUUGUUAUCCGCGCGUUUCGUUGGCAGUCAAAGCAGAACUACGAGAAAUUUUCCGGCAACUGUGCAAGGACGAUACGCUGAUGGUUCGUCAUGCCGCUUCGAAGAAACUUGGAGAAUUUUCUGAAGUCGUUGGGUUAGAAUUCCUAAAAUCGGAUAUCAUACCGUUGUUCGUUCAGAUAGCCCAAGACAAUCAGGACUCUGUUCGUUUGGUAGCUGUUGAAGCUUGCGUAAUCAUCGCCCAACUAUUGAGACAGGAAGAUGUCAAAUAUUUAGUUAUGCCCACAUUACGUAAUAGUCUGCAUGAUUCGUCGUGGCGUGUACGUUUCAUGUAUGCUGAUAAAUUGACGGAUCUACAGAAGGCCGUCGGACCGGAAAUAACAAACUCUGAUUUGGUACCAGCUCUUCAAUAUCUUCUCCGAGACGAAAAGGCUGAGGUACGUGCGUCAGCUGCGACAAAAAUAAAGGAGUUUUGUAAACAACUAUUCGUCGCCGGAGACACAGCCAAUCAGGUGUCCAUCACGUCAAUUUUGCCAUUUGUCAAGGAAUUGGUCUUUGAUAUCGAUCCGCAUGUCAAAUCGGCAUUGGCUUCUGUCAUUAUGGGUUUGAGUCCCAUUCUAGGACCACAUAAUACGAUCGUGCAUUUGUUGCCGUUGUUUUUGAUUCAGUUGAAAGAUGAGUGUCUUGAGGUUCGACUGAACAUCAUUUCGAAUUUGGUCUGUGUUAACGAAGUGAUUUUAAUCGAUCAGUUGUCACAGUCACUCCUUGAUUCAAUCGAGAAAUUAGCCAAAGCCACCGAAUGGCGAGUUCGUUUAGCAGUUAUUGAAUACAUCCCCGCUUUAGCUGAGAAAUUGGGACAAGACUUUUUCGAUCAAAAGCUACGUGGGCUAUGUUUUCAAUGGUUAAAAGAUGAUCUGCGGUCGAUAAGAGAGCGUGCUAUUUUGACGAUAACGAAAUUAGUUCAAAUGUUCGGCUUAGCCUGGGCCGAACAGGCGAUUAUUCCCCAAAUACUGUUGAUGUCAAGCAGCAAAAACUACAUGUACAGUAAGUCUUACAUCACAUAG